AUGAGUGACCACAAACAGUUAUUUCUCUUUGGCAGGGCUUUUCCGUCGAAGUUGGAUGAAAAUGCAUUUAUUGAAAGGUAAUUAUAACCCAGUUCUUAUUUUUUUUGUUUAGAAUAAUUGACUCAGCUAAUUCUCGAAAUAAGUAUGGAUCUACCCCGACUCCGGCAAUCUCGUCCAUUCCAGCCAAUGAAAUAGUGCAGAUGGUAGUUGGCUCUAGUAGCAUCGGGUUUUUGUUUAAGGUUUGUGGAACUGGCCAUAUUUUUUAAGAAGCUUUUGGCACGUCCUAACAAUUAUUUCUUCAGAAUAAUCGUAUUGCUCGCCUCGAUUUUGAAAUUGUUACAAAUUCUGUCCUCUCAGAGUCUCCGGAGUCCAAUCAGUUUAACACCGGAAGCAAUCCGUCGGUGGAUCCUGGAAGUUCGGUGCCGGCAGCAGUUUCUGGUUCUUCCUCCUCGAUUGGAAGCUCGGGGAGUGGACUGGGGUUCAGUUCCUCGGCUUCAGCAAAUCGGAAUGCAAAAAUCAGAAGAAUGAUGAUCGCCGCCAGAAGACCAGGAGCUAUUCUGAAUAGAACAGGCGUUAUUGUCGAUCGUUCUCGUUCCAUGCUACCGGCAUCUUCAAUUCCCGAAGAAUUAAUUGCACAAGCCCAAGUGGUACUCCAAGGGAAGAGCCGGGAAGUCAUUGUACGAGAAUUGCAGCGCACCAACUUGAAUGUGAAUGAAGCCGUUAACAAUUUACUUAGUCGAGACGAUGACGAAGGUAAUUUGAUGCAGAAUUUUAAAUAAAAAAAAUUUAGAUGAAAUGGACGACCAGAAUGACUCUUAUCUGCAUGAAGAACUUCUGUCUUUAUUAGAUGCCGGUUUGAGGGGGGAUGGAGCGGCGGCUGUAAUUGACGGAGAAGGUCUUUACACUGGAGCAGAAUACGAAUAUAUGUUGAGAGAUCCUAGGAGAAGGGAUGAUCCGAAGACGAAAGAUCGCAAAAUUGAGAAUCAACAAAAUGCUGAACUGAGUCAGCAGAAUUUCAGAUUCUCCGAUGAAUUGUUUUAUUGGCACGAUGUUAAUGGAGAAGAUUUUCCUAAUGGUGUCACCAAGUUCAUCCAGAUUGGGGCUUCUUACUCUGGUCUCUACGGCCUCGGAGAUAAUGGGAAACUAUACGAAUGGAGCUGGAAAGACAGACUACCCGUUAACGAACCACAUGAAGCCAACAAGGUUCUGAGUGGUGAGGUUUCAAGCGUUAUUGUACAAUACCUUUUUUAGGAGAUGAAAAAAUUGUCAAUUUUUCUGCUUCUGCAUGGAGAAUCGUAUAUCUUACCAACAACCGACGAGUCGGCUCUUUCAUGGAUGAUUAUUGUGGUUCGUCUCUUGGGGAUAUCUUCAGCACGGGGCCCAUUGAAUUGCCAGAAAAAGUGACGGUAGAAAAGUUGAUGUCGUGCUCGUUGUAUGCGGCUUGUCAAACUUCUCAUAAACUCUAUUGGUGGGGAGUCCAUCCAUUCACCGACCGUGUUCUUAUGUUCGAAAAUGCUAAAAAGAAGACUCGUGAAGAACCAGUUUUAAGACCUAAAGAUAUUGUCGUUGGUUCUGAAGUCCGUACACGAGCCAUUCCGAUAUACGCAUCUGGAUCUGUUGGUGUCAGUUUUGCCAAUGGAGCUCCAAUGGUGAGUUUAGGGAUGAUUGUGUGAUUGGUUUUUAGAUUGGUGUCUUAAUGGAAGCGGCUUGGACGAUGAAUGAGACUUGCAGGUUCAGAGUGAUGACUCCUCAGCAAUACGCUUCCUACUCCAAGGAUAAACAUUCUGGCGAUAAAACAAAUGUUAACCGUAAGAAUUUUUUCACGUUCGGGUAGAAUUAGCCGAAAUUGGGUGUGGUUUUGGUAACUUUAGUCUGUGGGCCUGUUCAUUUCGGGAAAAAGCACUAUGGCCCUUUUAGUAACUGUUCGCAAAAGAGCCGCUCCUUCAGAUGACAGUAUGGCGGAAGUUGGGGGCGGUACGCAGGGUACUGCCCAGUACAAAGAGACGGCUUGGAGUCUGAAAGACGUUACUUUCAUCUUUGAGGAACCCGUUUGUGAUACUGCUGUUGUUAAAAUUGUAAGUUUUACUUUUACUCGUUAUAUAUCUGAAAAGGUUGACGGAAGUUAUGCUGGAAUUGUGUACAAGUCGGCUAUUGAACAAUCGGAGAAGGAAAACAAUGGAGUUGCAAAUGAAGUUGAGCUUCUGAAAAGUCACCUAAGACUGAUGAGGAAAGACGAGCUUGUGGUGGUCCCGUCGGUGAAACUUUCUCGUUCCCCGCAGACGUUUCAAAAGAAGUUAUGCGAAGUCAAGCUUCCAAAGAAUAUCAGAAGAAUUAUAUCAUCUGCAAUUGACAAUAACUGUAAGUGGGAAGCAGUCAGGGUGUACUGAUUCUUUCAGCAUUUCAAUUGCUGGCUGAAAAGUGCAGUGGCGAGGUCGCUUUAGUUAAAACGAAUGGAUACGGGACUGACGUUUGCUCACAGUAUAUUCCCAUCGAUAUUUCUACUUUAAAUAAGGGUCGAGAAAAAAAUUGGAAAGCAUUCUUGGAUAAUUAUGGGGACGUGAGUUUGUAAAAUUUUGCCAUUAAAUCAAUUUCUAGGAAAACAUUUUGGUAAUGUGUGAUGCCAAUGGAAGUAUGGUCCCUUUAAUUCCUGAUUCUACAAAUGGAAUAAAGGACCCGGUUUAUCUCGGGCUUGGAGCGUCUCGUCGUGUGGGAGUUGGAGUCAGUUAUUUGAAUUCUGGAGAAGUGAAUAGCUCUAUCAUUACUUCCCACCAAUUGUCAAAUCAAGCAUUGGCCAAGAAUAUUGAGAUUUCGAAGACUGUUCAGAAAAUGGCGUUAGUAGCAAUUCUUGUUGCGCCUGAAGCUAGAACUACUGAGCCGAGGAUCGAUUCCCUUAUUCAGAACAUCCAAUAUUGCAAUCUGAAUGGAGUAAAGUCUAUUCUCAAGGAAUUAGAAUCCGAUGCGAGCGACGAAGAGAAGAAGUAUCAAAUCUUGACUGCGCACACAAAUGGCAACCGGAAUAUAUUUCAUACAGCUAUAAUGAAUGCUUUUGCAACUUCCAAUAAGGACCAAGCUGAUGAUUUCAAGCAGGUCAGGUUCGAGAAUGGGCACAUUGUGCUGAUCGAGAAUGCGCCCAAUUCCAAAAAGGUCGUGGAAAAAUUGGACACAGGCGAAGCUGAGGCCGUUGGGCAAAAGUUCGAUCAGCGUUGGAAGGACAUGAUCAGUGCAAGCUCCGAAUCGAUGAAAGGGGUUCUCAGAUCCAAAAGUUCAGAACAGCCAAUGGAAGUUGCCGAAAGGAAUGCCGAUCGGCCCGUCUCUGCCCGACAACGGCAGAAGAACGCUAUCAUGAUCUUGGCGGAGCUUGUCUCUUCUCCAGUCUUGAAGCCGUAUUUCGAAGAAUUGAUGAAACAAAGGGACAUUCACGGUCACACCCCGUUUUACUCGGCGAUUCAUUUGCGGGCUUAUUCUGCCGCAGUCAUUUUAUGGCACAAGAUAAAGGACAGCAAAAUUCAUCAAGUGGAGAGUCUGGCCAAGAUUUGUUUGAACGGUGUUGGCUGCGAUUCCCCCCUUUUUAUUCUAUGCUACAAUGAUACAUGCUCGUUUACCUGGACCGGAGAAGAGCACAUCAAUCAAGACAUCUUCGAGUGCAAGACUUGUGAUCUUGUGGGAUCCCUUUGUUGUUGUACAGAAUGCGCCUAUACCUGUCAUCGAGAUCAUGACUGCAAGUAAGUUUUUUGUCCGAGUUUUAUUGUUUGAAAAAUCUUCUGGUCUUACAUUUUUUUAUUACAGGUUGAAGAGAACCUCCCCAACUGCUUAUUGUGAUUGUUGGGAAAAAUGUGGAUGCAAAGCAUUGGUUUCUGGAAAUAUAGAUCAAAGAGAAGAACUGCUGAAGUUGUUGUUGAAAGACACAAACUUAAUCAACUCGCUUAACUCCAAAGGAGAACAUCUAAUUUUAUUCCUGACGAGAGCUCUUGGUCGGCAGUUGGUUGAACAAGAAAAUUUCCCCAGACGAACCAAGUUGAGAAGUACUACGCAGGCCACCAGUGACAACGUUCCCGAGCAUGAUUUGGAUCCGCCAAAGUUCACUGGAGCUGCUUUACAAUUACUGUUGAAUCAAUGGGAGUCCGUCAAAAGCGUACUGAAAGUCGGAUUGAAAACGAGAACUGGAGAAACCGCGAUCAGUGAAGAUUUAUUUCAAUUGAAUGAGCAGGAUGGAGUCAAUCAUCUGGACAGAUUCAUAUUCACCUUGCUGGCACGAAGUCCUGAAAGUCAUCUCGAUUCACUGUUGAACACGUUAGUUCGUGAAGCGAAUAAGAAGGAGGAAAAAGAUCCAGAAGUAAAUCUGUUGAUAAGCAGAUUUACCCGUUCAGUUGUCCGUCUGUUUAUCUUCCUUUGUAUUGCGUCCCCAAUGGCCACCAGCACCAGUUUGAAUGCAGUUUCCUCGACUUUGGGGUCUGUGGUUGAACUCAGAAAGGGAAGGGACGUUGAACCUAGAUUAAGUAUUGCCACCUCGGUACCGGUUUCUUCAACUUCAUCCUCCAAAAGUCUGAUGCCAAAUUACCGAGCAAUCACUGUUUCUGGGGUGCUUUCUUUGGUAAGGACUUCCUUGCCGUCUUUUGCAGCCAACGGAAAUGCAAAGGAAUCAAAAAAGAAGGCCAUAAAUGCAUUUAUUUUGAAGUGUCACAGAGUGUUCCAGGUAAAUUUAAUGUAAAAAUCUUAAUAUUUUUUAGGUAUUGGUGUCCUAUUCCAUAACUGAAAUUGUCAACAUUGCUGAUGCUGUGAUUGCCCCUGCAAGGCUUGGUGUUGCAAAACAAACUGUAGCUAUUCACAAGAGUAUUGGAGCCAGCGAUGUGUUGGAUAUGAUUGAGAGAUAUCUCAACAGCGAAACAGACCUUACCGCCCUGUUGAUGGGUGUCACUUCUAGUCCCAAACGAAAGCGCAACCGCAGGAUUUCAAUGCACAGAGACAACCGCGCAAGCGACGGAUCCGAUUCGGAAGAUUCCGAUGGGGAUGACAGUCCAGGCUCGAAUACAAACUACUCGGCUGCUGCUGUUGAGACCGCUAGAAGAACUGUGGAUAACGUGAUGAGGGAAGCAAUGGGUGGACAAGUUCUUGAUUAUUCUGCCAACGUACAAGAUGGCUACAGUUCUUCUAAUAACAGUGACGACGAGGAUGAUGAAAACGACGAGGACGACUUUGAUGGAGAGGAUGAAGAGGUUGCGGAGAUCUCGGGUGCUCGGAGAGACGGCGAAAAUGCUCAUGAUGAAACACGGCAGGAAGGAGAACACGGUUCUAUGGAUGAGGACGAAGGGGAAGAUGAGGAGGAAGAGGAGGAUCGGUAUGUUGAUGGAGAGGAAGAUCCAUACUACAGGAUGGAUGACGACAUUGUUGAUGAGAGUGGGGAUGAAUAUUCGGACGAAGAUCAUUAUGACUAUAGUAGCGAAGGUGAACACUCGGUGUAUCAAGAUCAGUAUGAAGAGGUAGUUGACAUCGAUGGGUCUAAUGCUGGAGAAGCCAGUGUUGUAAAUGCUCAACCCCGGAGGGAAAGGCGGAAAUCUCGUCGAGGCGGAAGAAGAGGAAGGAACGAGACUGCCAAUAGUGCCGAAUCAAACGACCAGCCAGUUAAUGCUCCCCCUGCGGAUGAACCGAUGGACGCUAUCGUGGAGGCUAGCCAUGAAGAUGUUGUAGUUGAGCCUGCAGUUGAAGUAAGUUACUUCUCUGCAUCUGUAUCCAAAAUUUUAGAGUCAGGAUAUCUCUUCUUCGGGAACAGCCCAAUCUACCGUUCAGCCUGGUGAGGCCGAUAGUUCAACUAAUCUUAGAUUUGGUUCUCAACCAGCCGCCGGAUUUAGACCUGUUUAUAAUGCCGGGGCUAGUUCCAGAAGAUUGACUGGCCGUCAGUUAUUUACCACUCAAUGUAAGUGUCCCACGCCCAUAAUUCAUACGGUCGUAAUUUGUAGCUCCUUCAGUAGGAUGGGCCGUGAGAAGAGUCCGGCAGCAGAAUGACGGAAACGAAUCGACCGUUUCAGUUGAUAAUGAUGGAAAUGCAGGAACUCAUGAAAGGGUGGCAGUUGCAGACAACAAUAAUGCCGUGGAAUCAAGUGCAGCGAGCACAUCUCGAGUUGCUGUCAAAAAGGCUCCAUUGGCCGCUGCCCAUGCGGAUGCCGACAUUUAUCAAACGAAACUUCAACUAUCUGCUUGUUUUGCUUUAUUGGUCAAAGUUUUGGAUGAUUUGACUUUAAGGUUACUUGAGUAUGAUCACUACAAAAAGCAGAAUUAUAGUGGUAUCGAAGCAUUGUUGGAUCUUAAUGCAGGCGAACUUUUUAACAGAUUCAAGGUAAUUUGCACCAUGUUUCGAUUUUAUUUAUUUAGAAAUUGAUCAACCAUCGACUUGAUUUAACUUGGACUUGGUUCCAAAAGAUCAUGGAUAGAAUGGAGGCCAUGCUCAGAUUUGGGAACGCCUUGUUGAAAAGUCCGGCAUACGCGGACUUGUCGUUUGAACAAUCGCCAUCCAGAUUGAGUAAAAGAGAAAAAAGAAGGGAGAAAAAGGAGCAAAUGGUUGCUGCCAUUUCUUCUAAGCGGGACUUCUACAAUUAUUUCAUGUCUUUGAUGAGGUCGCAUUCCUCAGAAAAUGGAGAUGAGAUGCCAGUUAUAGAGUCAACUCCUUUCCGUCAUAUAUCAUUGAUUGCUGAAGCAUUCUUGUACCACACCAACAUUUCUGAACUUUUUCAUGACAAACUAUCUGAUUUUAAGGUUGAGAGCGUGUGUUUUUUUUUUGUACUAAAUUACGGUUUCAGGAAUUCGGUCCUCAGUGUGCUGAAAAAGUUCACGGUCUAAGGAAGUUCUACAAGAGGUCCGAGUCGAUCAGUUAUCCCUCGCUGACGACAGCUGAUCCUCACAACGCAUUCAAAUACCCUGCUGGGGAAUGUGUACCACUUGCUGUUAGGUCAUCACUUUUAAAGCCCGAAAGUGAUAAAGCUGAUAUGUUCUUAAUCCCAGUCCCUGAACGAACCGUUGAAGAUCAUUUGGUAAGUUUUAUUUUGAGUUUCUGGAUUUUUUAGCGAGUUGCAAGAGAACACGGCCUUGAAAACCCUACAUAUCAAAGUUUGGCCCCUCCACCACUCUCGCAUUCAGACGUAUGUCAAGACGAAGCAGAUGAUGAAGAAAUGAAGCUUGUUGAGUCUGAAAAAGCUUCUGUGGACAAAGAGAAGGAACUCUAUGAGGAAAUCCUUUCUCUUCAGAUUAAUCCAACCAGGAUGGAAUUGCAAAAGACUCUGGGGAGGUGGGGAAAUGCUAUGAUCUAUUUGGCCAAGGUUUGUUUUCUUAUUGGUUCACUAAUUUUUCAAGUUUAGGCGUUUAAGGAAGAUAUUAUCGAAUACAGCGGGCAGGACUCCUUCAAUUCCAUUUUGUUGAACGAAGUUGGCGGAUUCUCGCUGAAGCAUUCUCAGUUCAAGGCGAGGAUAGACAAGUACAGAGCCGGAAUACAAAAAGAUCUGAGCUUUAUGGUAACUAAAAAAAUGUAGUUUUAAUUUUCUUUAGAACAUGACGAGAGAAAAGCACUCCCUAGUCUCUGACGUUUUCCAUCAUUUGAAUAGCCAGUACAAUCGACGACUCCCGUCGAACGGCCAAGAGCCCUCGAACCCUAUCCUUGGAGCCAAUCGUGUUAAAGCAACUUUCCGUGAUGAACCUGGAGAAGGCUCUGGCGUUGUCAGAUCCUUUUACUCGGCAUUGGCCGAUGCCCUAAUUGAAAUGGAUUAUCUUCCGAAAGAAGGGGAGGGAAACAGCAAUUCUGAUUCUGGAAUAUCCAGCAGCAGUCCGGGUUUCAUGCAAGCUGCUGGUUUUUCGUCGAAGACUUCGUACAGUGGAUAUUGUAUCUUGAAAGCGUCUGGACAGCUAGAGUACACUGCGAAAAGGAGACCUGGGGGAUCGUCAACCCAUUCUUCCGGUGGUUUGGCUGCCGCGGCCGGUUUGAGUUCAACUGAUCGAGGAGUACGGACUCGGGCGCAGCAAAGAGCUGCGGCCCAACUUCCGCCAAUGCCGGCCGGUCUCUCUUCACGACGAAAUGUUGCUGAUGUGUAAGUAGAGUGGGUUUUUGUUUAAUUCUUAUUUAGACAAAAAUUCUUGUUUAAUUUGGAUACUCCACCAUACAAUCCUCGGAGUUCGACGUCGGAUUCUUCUGCCUCUCGCGGAUCCGAGCCUCCUCCGAGCGCUUCUAAUCUCAUCGAACCUCCAGUUCAUUCGUCCUCGGCUGGAAGUCUUUCUGUUGGUGGGCCUUCGAGAAGUCAACGUCAAUCGGAGACCAACUCUAUGCUUUUGGGAGAAAAAUUUUACGAAAAGAUCACAGGAAUCCAAUCUGAAUACUCACGUCGAAUUGCGGGUCUUAUUGUCAAUGGACUUCCUUUGGUGGAGCAACUAACUCUAAUCGCUAAUGAUGAGCUUCUUACGCAUCUUGUCCUCACAUUGUCCGAUUAUUUUUUGAAGGUUGAUGGAAACACAGGCGAACAGGAAGCAGGCACCGCUCAGAGACUGGAAUCUCUGCCGUUGUUUAUGAAGACGCCGGGAAAUGGGUUGCUGUCGCCUAUCCCUGGAAACAACUCUAGUGUCAGAAGAAAUGCUUUCAGAAAUGUUGGAAGGUAUAUUAAAAUUGCAUAUAGGUCAAUUCUUCUUUAGGAUUAUUGGACUGUGCCUGCUACAACUUGAGAUUCUCCCGUUAAAACUAUGCCGGCACGUUCUCAAAUACAUUCUGGAUCGUCCAAUAACCUGGUAUGACCUCGCUUUCUUCGAUCCAGCGAUGUUUGAUUCGCUCCGUUCGAUCGCUUACAAUGAAGAAGAGAAUCGUCCCCAUUCCGAUGAGUUUUAUGAGGGCCUUGGGCUUACCUUCGUUGCUGAUGUUCCUGCAGAAGAAGUGAGUGAUUGUACACUCCAUUACGAAAGUAUACCUGCCCCAUGGAAAAUUGCAGUACCUAAGGUUUGGCACGAUCUAUCAAAAAACUGCUAGUGCCAUUCCAAAGAGCAUGUCAAAACACCUAGUACCGCAUGGAAUAAGCCGGUGAAAAACGUUUUUAUCGAUUUGGCAACUAUUUUAAUAUAUUUAACCGUUUUAGAGGUUUACCUACCCCCAUUUCAUUCCAUUGUGUACCAUGUAGUACGAGAAAGUGCAAAAAACCAGUCAGGAGUAGGUAUACUUUUGAAACGGUCAAAAAGUUUAAAAUAGUUGCCAAACCAACCAAAAUUUUUUCAUCGGCUGGUUCCACGCGCUAAUAUGUUCUUCGACAUGCUCUGUCGAAUGGCAUUAGCAGUUUUCCGAUAGCUCUUACCAGACCUUAGAUACUGCAAUUUUCUAGGAGGAGGUAUAUACUUUCGUAACGGAGUGUAUAAAACUUUUAGGGAGGUGGUCUCGUUGAGUUGAUUCCCGGGGGUGAAAACAAAGCAGUGACCAAGGACAAUGUGCUUGAAUACAUCUAUUUGUUCGUCGAAAAGAGACUUCUUGGAGAUCAUGUGAAAGCGUUGGAUUCUAUAAAACAAGGUGUAUUUGAUGUCGUUCCUCCUUCGGUACUUCAAGGAUUGACUUCUGAAGAUCUUCGUCUCAUACUUUGUGGAUCGGAGCAGAUUUCGAUAAAAUUGUUAGAGGGUUUCACUACAUUUAUGGAUGAAAGUUCUUCAAAGCCAGAGUCGGUGAACAAAAUUAAGCGUUGGUUCUACAGCGUUAUCUCCAAGUUCAGUGACGAGGAAAAGCAGGUAUGUCGUUCUUUGUUUUAUUAUUGUUUUAAAACAGGAUUUGCGAGAAGCUCGCGGUAGCUGUGCACAUAAAGUAGGAUGUUGCAGUAGAAACUUGAAAUUUAUUCCACGGUUAGCUAGUUACUCCCGUAUUAUAAUAGGAGGUCAAAUUUUGAAUUUUUUGCCUCUGAAUCCUCAGACUCUUCCGUUUUGUUUGAUAUCAAAUAUUCUACAGGGUGUUCCAAGAAUUAUGGAAAAAACUAUUCAUUAAUAACUUUGUGCUCGGUGGUCCAAUCCGAAAAUUUUUUUUUUCAUUUUGCAGAAAAACCUUGGAGUUUUUAGAAUCAAAAAAUUUUUUUUUGUUUUAUCGGCGGAGACUUCCGUAAUCCGCCUUGAAUUCGGUGGAGUGCGUUUUUCACAAACGAGGCUGUAAAAAUUGGUUCAUUUUUUCUCCGCUGAUUUCUCCGCCGAAUUGCCUUUUUUUCUUCUCCCAGUGAGCCGAAGACGUAAUAAGUCGUAUUUAGGCGCCAUGCCACCAGGAAUACCAUACGUUUUGGUUUUAGCCAAUUUUGACUCCCCAAAUUCGGAGAAAAAUCGUCCGCCGAGGUUAAAAAAUGUCUCCGCCGAAUGACAAAAAAUUGAAAUUAAUGUCAUAUUGUAUCUUCUGAAUCCUUUCCCGCCCAUUUUCUUCACACAUACAACAAUUUACAGCCUCGUUUGUGAAAAAAACACUCCGCCGAGUUCAAGGAGGAUUACCGAAGUCUCCGCCGAUCAAAGAAAAAAAUUUUUUUGAUUCUAAAAUCUCAAAGGUUUUCCUGCAAAAUGCAAAAAAAAAUUUCGGAUUGGACCACCGAGCACAAAGUUAUUAAAGAAUAGUUUUUUCCAUAAUUCUAGGAACACCCUGUAUAGAAAUGUAUAAAUUCCGUCAUCUUCAUGGUAAAAAUCAAAAAAUCUUGAAAGCAACUUGGUUGUAUCUCGGUAACGGUGGGAGAUAGCGGUGACAAACCCGGGUUUAGAAGUCUUAGAAUUUUACGUAGAAUAGUUUGGAACAAAAAAAUGUGAUUCCAAAGGGGCGAAACCCAAAGGGAAUAGAUAUGAAAAUUUUGAAAAUCCGGAAAGUUGGGGAAACGGUUUGCCCCAAAUAAAGGCGAAAUUUUCCAUUAAGCUAGAGGCAAAUCGAAAAAUUUCAAAGGUUAUGGGUAAAAAAAUAUAAUUCUUGUUAUUUUAGGAUCUCCUUUUCUUCUGGACUGGAUCUCCCUCCCUUCCUUCGGCUGAGGAAGCUUUCACUCCACUUCCGACUGUGAUGAUUAGGCCACAUGAUGAUCAGCAUCUUCCCACAGCAAACACUUGCAUCUCUCGCCUUUAUCUGCCGUUUUAUUCAUCCAAGAAAAUUUUGCGUGCUAAAUUGUUGGUGGCCAUCCAAACCCGCGACUUCGGUUUUGUUUAA
Bursaphelenchus xylophilus (pine wood nematode) is the source of this 11158-nucleotide messenger RNA. The record is from the annotation of a GenBank genome assembly. NCBI's taxonomy places the organism in Eukaryota, Metazoa, Nematoda, Chromadorea, Rhabditida, Aphelenchoididae.